This is a messenger RNA of Fusarium keratoplasticum, 930 nucleotides long. RefSeq lists its product as uncharacterized. The transcript has 3 exons. The record is from RefSeq and is a predicted model, not a curated record. The coding region runs from base 1 to 930 and encodes 309 amino acids. NCBI's taxonomy places the organism in Eukaryota, Fungi, Ascomycota, Sordariomycetes, Hypocreales, Nectriaceae.
AUGGUCACCACCUUUUCGCCGCCCCCUGGCUCGCAGGCCCCUUCCUCGCCGGAGGUAGAGAUGGAGUGGGAGCCCACGACUUCCGAAGAUGUCGCUCCCAGGCUCCCUCUAGAUAGGGGUACCGUAAUCCCAGACUCUCAGGAAGACCAAGACGAUGUCUUCUCGCCUCUGCCUAAGGGCACCAUGAUCCCCGAUUCGGAGGAAGACUCAAAUAUGACGUUUACACACGUUCUGGCCAAGAGAUUGAACGAGGUGAAAUGCCUCUCAUACAUUCAUCCCCUCAGACUUAUCCACCAGAUGCACCUCUCAGAUCUUGGAGCUGAGAACGAAUCCGACAUCCGGGCCCUGGUUCUGAAGCCCACAACACUUCUUCCCGAGCCGCCAGCUACGUUCCGGGAUCCUGUCGUGCCCGACCUUGUGGUGCAAGGCAUCAUCGCUCGCCUUAUGCAAAAGCCCAAGCUAUGUCACGUAGCUUGGGGAAGGGCCUUGGAAGGACUGGAGGCCAUGGCCGCUGCUGCCGCUGGUCCACUGGACGCUCUUGGUAUUCUGGAGGAGUUGAAUAAUGCCAAGGACAAUUGCGAAGGCGACUGGGAAACAUUGGCGGAACCCGCGCGAGCCGCUUCUGACGAUACUGAGGUCCUUCUCGUGGAGCCCAGAGUCACCAAGUGGGUAGCCCAGUUUAUGUGCUGCCUGAUUGGAGUUGAUGCUGAUCCACAAUCCGACGAGAAGUGGUGGACAGGAGACAGCCAACCCAGAGAAGCGGCUGCAGCCGUGGGUGAAGAUCUCUACAUGCGUAUCGACCAGACCUUUCGUCGACUCAUGGCUGGACAUGUGGUCAAGGUCACUCGCACGGCCCCGGGUCUCACACCUGCAGCCGAGGCCGAGCGCGAUGCAAAGGCGCAUGAUUUGGCUGGCAGAGCCCUUGCAUAG